Messenger RNA from Myotis brandtii (Brandt's bat), 1244 nucleotides. It is a transcript of the gene IFI35, whose product is annotated as interferon-induced protein 35. Gene Ontology annotation, cellular component: nucleus. The record is from RefSeq and is a predicted model, not a curated record. The transcript has 7 exons. NCBI's taxonomy places the organism in Eukaryota, Metazoa, Chordata, Mammalia, Chiroptera, Vespertilionidae. The coding region runs from base 207 to 1088 and encodes 293 amino acids.
GGCCAUGUGAGCACUAAAUGGGCAGGGACUUCCCAGAAAUGAAAGUGGAAGUAAAGAGCCUGCAGGCAGAACGUUUUGAAGCGCAUUUCAGGCUCUGUGAGGGGAGAUAAGUCUCAGAAGGUGGAAGCAAGAGUUCUGUUGGGUGGAUUCUGCCACUUUGUUUCCAGCUCUGAAGCCUCUGCUAUUGCCAACCAGAUCCCAGACCCAUGUCAGUGACUCCAGAUCCCGCAUGCUUCAGGAGGGGGGACCUAUUACACAACCUUCAGGAGGAGCAGGCCAGACUAAAGAUGAGGCUGCAGGAACUGCAGCAGCUGAAAAGGGAGCUCAGGAACUCCCCCCAAGACAAGGUCCCAUUCCCAGUGCCUGAAGUCCCCCUGGUGUUCCGAGGACACAUUCAGGAGGGGAUGGAAGUGCCCAAGUCUUUGGUUUCCAACCUGCAGAUCUGCUACCCUAUGCCUGGAGGCUCUGCUCUGGUCAUCUUUGAUGACCCCAAGGUGGCCAAGCAGGUGCUACGACAAAAGGAGCAUCAGAUUGAGCUGGAAGAGUGUCGGCUGCGGGUGCAGGUCCAGCCCGUGGAGCUACCCGUGGUGACAACCAUCCAGGUGUCCAGCCAGAUGAGUAGCCAGAGAGUGCUGGUCAGUGGGUUACCUGCUAAGCUCAAGCUGAGUGAGGAGGAGCUGCUGGACAAGCUGGAGCUCUUCUUUUGCAAGACCAAGAACGGGGGUGGAGAUGUGGAGACUCGGGAACUGCUGCAUGGGGGUGUCAUGCUGGGCUUUGCCAAGGAUGAAGUGGCCCAGAACCUGUGCCGGAUUGGCCAGUUCACGGUGCCAUUGGGUGGGCGGCAGUUCCCUCUGAAAGUCUCUCCCUACAUGAGCGGAGAGAUCCAGAAGGCAGAGAUCAGGUCCCAGCUAGUGCCACAGGCAGUGCUGGUGCUCAACAUUCCCGAUGUGCUGGAUGGCCCCGAGCUGCAGGAUGUCCUGCAGGUCCACUUCCAGAAGCCCACCCGUGGGGGAGGGGAGGUGGAGGCCCUGACAGUCGUGCCCCCAGGAGAGCAACGCCUGGCGGUCUUCACCACCGAGUCCAGCUAGGAGCCUACCCUCUCAUCACCAUCCAGCCCUCUGCCAAGGUUCUCAAACUGGGCUGGGGUUGGGUGCAUGUGGAUGAUCAAGAUCAUGCUAGUCAAUGGAGGGCGGGACUCUGAGUUGUGAAACGCUGUCCCAGACAGUAAAAGUGCCUGCCUGGAG